Macrosteles quadrilineatus (aster leafhopper) is the source of this 2846-nucleotide messenger RNA. Its product is annotated as coiled-coil domain-containing protein 22-like. The transcript is spliced from 11 exons. Lineage: Eukaryota; Metazoa; Arthropoda; Insecta; Hemiptera; Cicadellidae. Gene Ontology annotation, molecular function: cullin family protein binding. Gene Ontology annotation, biological process: positive regulation of ubiquitin-dependent protein catabolic process. The coding region runs from base 71 to 1783 and encodes 570 amino acids. The record is from RefSeq and is a predicted model, not a curated record.
UUAUAUUUAUUUGAUUCUUUAUUACUUGUUAUGUAAACGGGUUAUUGCAGUAGCACACUUUUGUCAUAAAAUGGAAGAAGUCGAUAAAAUAAUUCUUCAAUCGUUCAAGGAAAUCGGUUGCACCUUUGAAGAAGACGUGGUAAGCCUACGGCAGUUCACAGCUGAAAUGGUUGUAGCAUCAGCAGCUCGGUGUAUUAAUGUCAUACAACCAGGACUCGACAUUCCCUCAAAACUGCCUCCUUCCAUGUCCUCGAGGUAUAAACUGGGGACUGUGAUAGCGGAAGCUUGCAUCGAAUUGGGAUAUACUGGAGAGAUUGGUUAUCAGACAUUUCUGUAUGCGUCUGAAGCUGAUGUUAGAAAAGUGUUUAUGUUUCUGGUUGAGAAGUUGCCGAAAGAAUCAGACAAAACGUCUUCACAACCUGAAGAAUCAUCGUCCAGUUUGCGCCAGAGGUUUGCCAUAGCCUUGAGACAGCAGCUGACAAUACCUUACUGUCCCUCGGAGUCUACCUCGGCUUCAACAUCCUUCGUCUCCGUGCCUCUCGAGACUGGAAUCUCUCUCCCCGGCCAGAAGAGGGACUGUACGCCUCAAGAAUGGCGAGAAUACUGUGUUCACCGGUUGCCGUUCCUCCACGAACAAGUUCCGCACACCAGCCUAUUACUCCCCUCCAUCAUCUCACAUCACGCGCAGACCUGUCUCGGACUUCCUGUCUCCUCUGCUACCCCCUCCACUCCCCUCGAUGCAGCCUCUUCUUCCUCUCCACCAGUCAACUCAUGGAUGCAGAUUGCCUCGUCUCUUCUGUACACCAAGGAGCCAAGUAAAAAAUGGGAAAAGAUUCCAGAGAAGGAGGAUAAAGAACCAGAGGUAGAGGAACAAGAGAAGAAUGAUGUUAACGAGCAAGAAGAACUAGAGAGAUUGAGGGAGAGAAUGGACCAGCUUACCGUAGACAUUAAGACUGUAACCAGCAAACUUACUCAGGUGGCCACAGAGAGACAGAAGCAAGAGGCAGUGCUGUCGAAGCGCAAGCGUGAGGCUGACCUGAGACAGACGACGCUAGACUUGCUGCCCGACAGUGCUGCCAACACGAGCAAGCUGCAGGAACUGGUGGAGGAGCAGGCGAGGACUCUACUGAGACUGGGCACUCAGUGGGAGAAACAUCGAGCGCCUCUAGUGGCGCGGUAUAGGGAGGCGCGAGAACGGCUCAGUGACAAGGCCUCAGAGAGUGCCAGACAACUAGAGACAGCCAGACAGACGAGAGAGAGACUGAGGGAGAUGAAGGAAGAGUUGACAGUCAAAGAGGCAUUACAAGCCAGACUGCAGCAAGACUAUGAUAAGCUGUCCAACACUCAAGUCACCAGAACUGCUUACACAAGAAGAAUCCUGGAAAUCAUCGGCAACAUAAAGAAGCAGAGAGAAGAGAUAGAUAAGAUUGUGGAAGACACCAAGCAGUUGCAGAGAGAUAUUAAUAUUGUCUCAGACCGAGUAGAUAGAUCCUUCACUUACGCAGAUGAACUUAUAUUCAGGGACUGUAAACAAGACAACGCGUCUCGUAAAAUCUACAAACUCCUGAUGCAGCUUCAUUCCGAGUGCCGCCAAGUGGUGGAGAUGAUCGAAGAGACGGGCGCCACAGUGAGAGAGAUCAGAGACUUGGAAGAACAGAUUGAAGUGGAGAGGGCGAAAGAUACAGCGUCUAAGUUGGAGAGGAUCUCCGCAGAUCUGCGCCAGAUGAAGCAAGAGUCGACGGCCUUGAGAGCUCAGCUGGCGCGCGCUGGGAGUCCUUCGUGAUAUCAGCUGAUAGAUCUACUGGUACACAUACGCUACACACUGUGAUACGAUACUCAACUGACGGAUCGGAGGCUCAGACUAGUGGAAGUUUCAGAAGUCUACUUCGAAGACGGUGCCAGGUGUUGGUGAAAUCCCUCGUGAAGUCGUAAGUUUAUUUUUGGAAAAUGUUUACUUGAAAAGAUGUUUUAAGUUUCCGUUUGAGAGAGAUAUUUUUUGGAGUAUUUACUGUGAAAUUGUAUUUGACAGGGUUUUGGAGAAAUGGAGCAGCUAGAAAUGUUUUGGGAAAUAUUUAAGAAGUCCUUACAGAUUGUUGGUGAGGUGAAAGUUAUUAUGUAAUGAGUUUAAUUAGUCUUUUUGAUUGAUCAUACAGUGCCAUUAUUGAAUUUUAAUAUCAUAUUGUGCAAAAAAGUGAAGUACACAAUAAAACACUAAGGUGUUCACAUUUUGUAAAAUAAAUUAAUUCCAGAAGAUCGUUCUUGUGGUGAGGAAAAGCAAACAUGGGUACUAGGAUGGAAUGCUGACAUUGGAGUUGUGUAGUUAAUUAUGGUUUGAGACUGGAAAAAGUAUCAAUUAAAGGUCAUAUAGUUUGUUUGUGGAUAAAAUUUAAUACAUAUUUGUGGACACCUUGAAAGUCAAACUGCCAAAAAAAACUUUUUUGCAAGUACUGUAUUUGCCAAUUGCUAUAAUACACUAUGUUCAGCAGAAGAAAAUGCUAGUGCUAUUUUAAAACUUGAAAAGCAUAGUUCAGACAAACUUGAAUUUUGAUUAAACUGUUUAAUGAGUUAUUUCAAUCUUUGAACUACUUGAAACUUUAUACCAUCACAAGACUGCUAUGGCAGUUUAAUUAUUAUUAAAUUUAGCAAACAGGAAAGGUGACUAUGUAUUUGGUACCUUUUUGUGUAUGCAAACUUACAAUUACAAAACGUAAUUUUGUAUCCAUGGAGAAGUAAGGUACAGAGGAAACACUCUUAUGGGACCAGUACGCUUUCAGCACUGGUAUGUUGAGCGGAAAUAUACUUGUGACGGGCAAGGUGGAGACCGAGCGGCAAACACUGUGUUCCUA